Messenger RNA from Taeniopygia guttata (zebra finch), 2552 nucleotides. It is a transcript of the gene ANKRD54, whose product is annotated as ankyrin repeat domain 54. Gene Ontology annotation, molecular function: protein binding. Lineage: Eukaryota; Metazoa; Chordata; Aves; Passeriformes; Estrildidae. The record is from RefSeq and is a predicted model, not a curated record.
CAGCUGCCCGUCAGGCUCUCCCGGCCCCUGCCCGCCGCGCCUCUCCCACCCGCUCCCUGCACAUUGGCUGCACCGCGGGCUGUGCCGCCGGUGGCAUCCCGCCCCUCCCGGCCCGGCCGUGACGGGAUGGAGGGCGGCGGCGGGGCUGGCGCGGCGCCGGGGCCGCAGUCGGAGUCAGAGCCGGGGCUGGAGUCGGAGUCACAGCCGCAGCCGCGCAUCGCGCUGCCGCCGCUCGGAGCGGACGCACCCCUCGGUUACCUGCACGUCCUGUGGCAGCGGGAGGAGCCCGCGGGCAAGAUCCCGGCCCGCCGCCUGCGCAGGGCCGCCCGCCUCCACCGGCGGCUGGGCCCCACGGGCAAGGAGGCGCACGCUCUGAAGAGGCUGCGUGAAGCUGCCAAUAGCAACGAUUUGGACACAGUGCAGCAACUCUUGGAGGAUGGAGCUGACCCCUGUGCUGCGGACGACAAAGGCCGGACAGCCCUGCACUUUGCCUCCUGCAAUGGCAACGAUCACAUCGUCCAAUUGCUUCUGGACCAUGGGGCUGACCCAAACCAGAGAGAUGGGCUGGGCAAUACUCCCUUACACUUGGCUGCCUGCACGAACCACGUUCCUGUCAUCACCACGCUGCUUCGCGGAGGGGCCAGAGUUGAUGCCUUGGAUCGAGCUGGCAGAACCCCACUGCACCUCGCUAAAUCAAAGCUGAAUAUCCUGCAGGAAGGAUUCUCCCACAGCCUGGAGGCUGUGCGCCUUGAAGUGAAACAGAUUAUCCAGAUGUUGCGGGAAUACCUGGACCGUUUGGGGAGGCAUGAGCAGAAGGAACAGCUGGAUGACCUCUGCUCCAGGCUACAGAUGACUAGCACAAAGGAGCAGGUGGAUGAGGUUACAGACCUCCUGGCCAGCUUCACAUCACUCAGCCUGCAGAUGCAGAAGAUGGACAACAGGUAAUGGGCUACCAAAUCAUCUUCCUGAAGCGGCAGGAGAAGCCUUAGAGAGGAAAGGAAGCUGAAGUUUGCUUCUCAGAUCACUGACUAAACAUUGCUGCCAGCAGCUAUUCCUGCCCAGACUGACUCUCCAAUGGUGCUCAGACUGUUCCUGGGGAAGGCAGCAGGCUUUGCACAACAAAGGCAACAGACAAGAAUGCUGCAGCUGUGACUUUGGGGUAAAAGAGCUGCUCUACUUUUUACCAGAUGGGCUGGCGAUGAAUAGGGUACCCUUUCCAGAGAUAUUUUGCCUUCUCCUGAAUACAUCAGCUCUGACUAGUGCACUCAGCAGCUGGCCAGCAUCACAGAAAUGCUUGGAACAGGCACCUUUUGCCACCUCCAUGCUGCUCAGUUGCAUGAGGGAGAAAGUGAAUGCCUUGAACAGCAGAAGGCUUUGUGCUAUGCGAAGAACACACAUUUAAUUCUGCAUGCUAGAAGCUGAGCAAACAUUCUGCCUUAGGAAAUAUGCACUGAGGCUUAAUCCUCACUGUCUGCAGAGCCUGCUGUCAGAUGGCAGAGAAUGUGUCUGGUUACAAAUGGGAUACAAAGUUUUUCAUGGCUAGACUAACACCUUUCACUGGACCCAUUUUUUAAGUCUGCUGCAAGUUAGUGCUUAAAUAUUACAGUGUAACACUUCCAAAAAUACCCAAGUACACAGCUAGCAGGUUAAAUCUGUCCUGUUGCGAGCAUAAGGAUUGGAGUGUGACAGUCUUAAUGCAGUUCUAGUCAGACAUCUACAUCUUGCAAAAAAGCCCCACCUUAACUAACAUUUGUGUUUCCUGUUACUGGCAGUCUCAGGCAAGAGGUCCAGUUGUCACAGGAGGUAUUGUGGACUCAGCUGUAUUAUUGGGCUAGGAUGGAGAUGGAUUUACCUCUGCCUCAGCAGCACCAAACCCAUUGCUCAGCCAAUCUAUAUCUCUUGCUUGUCAUGGAGAACCUCAAGUGGAGUGUGAGAAAUGAAUUAUGGCUUAUGCUGGGAGCCUGAAGUGAUGCAGCUAUGAAGGAUGCAGGGAAAUGCUCUUGCUGCUCUCUCACUUCUGCCCACUGUGGUUAGCAAUGAAGAGUUGUUGUGGAGCAGGGAUCCAGGAAGUCUUGUUGAUAGGGCACCAACAGCAACAGGGUGACAGGAACAUGUCAGUAGUGAUCUGAGUUCCCACCUGUGUUCCACACCAUGAUGUGCUGAUACCACACCUAUCCUACAGCAUGGGAGUCACUGGUUUGAAAGAGUUUAUUAUAAAGAUUCAUCUUAAAUAUGCAGCAGCCACAGUUUGGAGCAUUUUUCAGAGAUACUUAGGUCAGCAUACUGUCUGAUAUCUGCCUCUUGUUCAGAAAGAGGCUAAGUGGACCUCUGUUCAAAGCUGAGGUACCAGAAAUAGGCAUGGCUUUUAGAUGGGUUCGUCUGUGGGCUGCUGGAGGACGCAUCUGGGAGCAGCAGUCUCAUGGCUGGGCUAGAGCUGUCACUGUGCAUACUGAUACUUCAUUGUGAUGUGCUGGAUGGGAAGGAUGCCGAGAGGGUGGGAGACAAUCUGACCUUUUUGUAUUUUCAAUUUCAAUAAAAUCCUGUCAACCUUU